Felis catus (domestic cat) is the source of this 2453-nucleotide messenger RNA. It is a transcript of the gene ZNF331, whose product is annotated as zinc finger protein 331. The coding region runs from base 465 to 1937 and encodes 490 amino acids. The transcript has 7 exons. NCBI's taxonomy places the organism in Eukaryota, Metazoa, Chordata, Mammalia, Carnivora, Felidae. The record is from RefSeq and is a predicted model, not a curated record. Gene Ontology annotation, biological process: regulation of DNA-templated transcription.
ACGUGCCUGCUGGGAGAGGCUCGCUAGGUCUAGCAUCGUCUCUGCUUCGCAUCCCGCGGACGCGGUUCGGAGUUAACCUCGCGCCUUGCGCCCCCUCCCGCCCCCUCCCGACUUCCAGUGGGUCGUGGGGCCCCGAGCGGCCAGCGGUCGUCCAGAAAAAGCAUCCUGAGGAGGAAGACGGCUUGUUACACACCUUAAAGUCAAGGAUGCCAUCCAGGAGAUCCCAUUACAUUUCACUGUCAUGUGCCCUUAAGCUCCUCUUGGCUGAGACAGUUUCUCAGACUUCCCUUGUUUCUGAUGACCUUGACGGUUUUGAGAGGUACAGGCCUGCCGCAAAAGCUUCAGUUCCCUAAGGAGCCCGUAAAGAAGAAACUCGAAAUUACCCAUAACUGUACCAUCCAGAGCUAAUUGCUGUUGAUUUUUUGAAACCCCAAGAGGACUGAUCAGUUCUUGAUUCUAAAACUAUGGCCCACGGUCUGGUGACGUUCUCAGAUGUAGCCAUCGACUUCUCGCAGGAGGAGUGGGCGUGCCUGGACUCCUCGCAGAGGGACCUGUACUGGGACGUGAUGCUGGAGAACUACAGCAACCUGGUGUCCCUGGAUUUGGAGUCACCAUAUGGGACCAAGAGUUUACCUAUAGAAAAGGGCAUUUACGAAAUAAAUUUAUCCAGGUGGAACUCAAAUGGAAAAAGUAAAUCCCUGGGCCUUAACUGGAUGUGUGAAGGUGAGUUUGAAAGAUCACAGGGCCCUCAGCAGGGCUGUUUGAAUCAAGUGAUAACCAACCAUGAGAAAGCGCCCACUUGUAGAGAAAAUACCUCUGGUAGACCACACCAGAGACCUCAUGCUAGGGAGAAUUCCUAUGAAUGUAAGGAAUGCGGGAAGGCCUUUAGUCGUGGCUACCAGCUCACUCAGCAUCAGAAAAUUCACACGGGGGAGAAACCCUACGAAUGUAAAGAAUGCAAAAAGGCCUUUCGUUGGGGCAAUCAACUCACGCAACACCAGAAAAUCCACACGGGGGAGAAACCCUAUGAAUGUAAGGACUGCGGCAAGGCCUUCCGCUGGGGCUCGAGCCUGGUCAUUCAUAAGAGGAUCCACACGGGCGAGAAGCCCUACGAGUGUAAGGACUGCGGGAAGGCCUUUAGACGUGGUGACGAGCUCACCCAGCAUCAGAGGUUUCACACGGGGGAGAAGGACUACGAGUGCAAAGACUGCGGGAAGACCUUCAGCCGUGUGUAUAAACUGAUCCAGCACAAGCGAAUUCACAGCGGCGAGAAGCCCUACGAGUGUAAGGACUGUGGGAAGGCCUUCAUCUGCGGCUCGAGCCUCGUCCAGCACAAGAGGAUCCACACUGGCGAGAAGCCCUACGAGUGCCAGGAGUGCGGGAAGGCCUUCACGCGAGUCAACUACCUCACUCAGCAUCAGAAGAUCCACACCGGUGAGAAACCACACGAGUGCAAGGAGUGCGGGAAGGCCUUCCGCUGGGGCUCGAGCCUCGUGAAGCACGAGAGGAUUCACACGGGUGAGAAGCCUUACAAGUGCACAGAAUGUGGGAAGGCCUUUAACUGUGGCUACCACCUCACGCAGCACGAGCGGAUCCACACGGGCGAGACGCCUUACAAAUGUAGGGAGUGCGGGAAGGCCUUCAUCUACGGGUCGAGCCUUGUGAAACAUGAGAGGAUUCACACAGGGGAGAAGCCCUACGAAUGUAAAGAGUGCGGGAAGGCCUUCAGUCACGGCCAUCAGCUUACGCAGCAUCAGAAGAUUCACACGAGUGAGAAGCCCUUUGAAGGUAAGGAGUGUGGGAAGGGGUGUCACCAUGUGAACCAUCUUCGAGAACAUGAGAGAAUUCACACUGCUGGAAAACCUCUUGAACACAAAGAACAUGCAGAAACUUCCAUCCCACAUUCCUUCCUUCCACAACACAAGGAAAACCCAUGAUACGAUUUAACACGAGAAAGCCUUCACCAGACACCCUUCUGCUCUCAGAACACCCUCUGACCUCAGAGGAGUCAUGCUUGAGGCAGAUUUGGAGAAUGGAGAAAUCACUUUUUCUUAGUGAUCACCGUAUACCCUGUGUAGACUUUUUUUUUUUUUUUUUUUCUCACUGAAUUGGUUAGUGCAGUGAGUGGAUAGAAGCCUCCUAGUACCACUCGAUGUCUGUCUCAUUUCAGACUUGUUCUGGGGAAUAACUCCGCCAAUGUAACAUAUGCGGGAGAGCCUCCCGCCAUGGUACACUCCCUCCCCGUUAUCGUCACCAUCCCACUGCUUUACUCCCUGUGAUUCACUGGGGAAGUGACCUGGUACCCCCUGUGCGUUAUGUGUGGAAUGGGGAUAAUUACACCUAAUCCUGCUGUUGUGGUGACUGCGUCUGGUACUUGUAAACUCUUUGAAAGUGUAUCUGGAAUAUCACAUAAGCUCAAUAAAUAUUAGCUGUUGUUGUUCUUACCAUCAUUA